Messenger RNA from Kluyveromyces marxianus DMKU3-1042, 2826 nucleotides. RefSeq lists its product as uncharacterized. The transcript has a single exon. Gene Ontology annotation, biological process: regulation of transcription by RNA polymerase II. NCBI's taxonomy places the organism in Eukaryota, Fungi, Ascomycota, Saccharomycetes, Saccharomycetales, Saccharomycetaceae. Bases 1 to 2826 code for a protein of 941 amino acids. Gene Ontology annotation, cellular component: chromatin. The record is from RefSeq and is a predicted model, not a curated record. Gene Ontology annotation, molecular function: DNA-binding transcription factor activity, RNA polymerase II-specific; RNA polymerase II cis-regulatory region sequence-specific DNA binding.
AUGGUAGCUUCUCAAAGGAAAUACAUAUGCUCGUUUUGCGCGAGCGCAUUCUCUAGAUCUGAACACAAGGCCAGACAUGAACGGUCUCAUACCGGCUCGAAGCCGUUUUCUUGCUCGAUAUGUUCCCAUUCUUUUGUAAGAAGAGAUCUUUUGCAACGACACAUUCGCACAGUGCACAAGUCUACGCUUACUAUAAUGCAAAAAAGCAGUAGCAAGAAUAUAGAAGAGGUGAUGAACUCAUUGAUCAGAGUGUCUUCGUCAACACAGGCAGCAACUGCGGCACAAACUACUAAGGUGCUGCCGAAUAAGCCAAUAACGGCGCCGGUUCCUGCAGCGACGGUUUCGACGACAGUUUCGACGCCAGUAUCAGCUUCAAUGUCAGUACCUGUGCCAGCAACUGAAGUAUAUUCGUCAAAGGAAAGUUCUGUCACGGACGCAGGCGGCUCGGUCGAUGAUAAUAAAAUUCAUACCGCACAUGGCAGUAUCAAAUCGCUACCGAUGACUCCUUCAGACGAUGAUGACGCUGGGGAAGUCGGAGAAGCUUCUUGUGAAAAAAAUGUCUCUUCAAGCAAUGGCAUCUCGUUGGAUUCUGACAUUUUAAAGACGGUGUUUUCGGGUAGAUUUGGGAACAUAUUGGAUAAUCCGGAGAUUAUGCUAAAUAUGUCACUUUCCUAUCUCCACUCGAAAUCUUUAUUCACCAACUCGUUAGCCAAUGAGUGGAAAGAGGCUACCCGUGACGAAAGUACCUUCGACCAUUGGUGCAAGAACUCGCCACUGCCACUCGCAUUGCUCUCCGUUAAUUUAUUGGAUCUCAAUACGACAGAUAGCACAGGAGGCCAUGACAAGAAGCAAGGAUUGAUAGAAAUUUGGCAGUCGUGCUGGCAAAAGUGCAUGAAAAACCCAUACGAUAAAAGUUUUUUACCACUCUCAAUCCUAAUAUAUGUGCAUGUUCACUCCAAGGAAAAUUUGUCCCAUUCGGUACUUACCACAUCCAUCAUGUAUCAGCAAAUCCUUUUUGCCAUGAUCAAAUCAGAAACUAAUCCAUUAACCCAGCAAGUUGAGGAGAUUUGGGCUAUUUUCGAUAUCUUUGUGAGCCUGUUGCUCAAGUGUGAAGAAUUUACAGAGGUCUCAACUCUGAUAUUUCAUUGGUUCCUUGGCCAAAAUCUAUAUCAGAACUUUACGUUGGCAGAACUUUUGGACAGGAUAUUGGGUGACGCAACAGACGAUGGCAGUCUCCCAACUUAUGCCUUACUUGUAGUUAACCAAGCGCUCUUCUGUGAGACAAUAAUGUUCAAGUGUUUUGCAACGCAUUACAAGUCAAAAGAUACCUUGCAUAAUGCUGUGAUUUUAGCCAACAGGUUGGCUUCUCAACGUUUGCGGAAAAUAAGGCAGGUUGACCAUCAAUCUCAUACUUUCGACACAUGGAAAAUUCAAGUUUUCAUAUUGCAUGCGCCUCCAAAAUUCGUUGAUAUGAUCAACUCAUAUUGUGUAAACCCUUCUCUACCUCAAUACUGGCACUUGCUAAUUGCAACGUGGUUCGAAUUCAUUCAAGAUGUUGUCCCAAUUUCCAGUGAUGCAGAGCAUUACAAUUGGUCAAAAUUCCACUUGAAUAAUAGAUGGUAUCAGUGUAAGGUGAAGGACAGUAACAAUAGCACUAACAAUGACAGUAGCACUAGUACUAGCCAUCACAUCUUGGAAGAUUUGAGAUCUUCUCCUUUAAUUUACAAGAACAUCAAUAACAACUUGGCAAUCUGUUCUCUUCCAAUUAUUUCCAGUCUACAGCAUAAUUGGAGCAUUGGUGAUCCAGUUGUCAAAAAAUUGGUCUCUGAUACGCUAUUGUUUCAAUUGAAGAUAUUUGCUACCACAUUACUAUUGAAUGAUGAUGCUUCAGAGGAAGCAAUUACAGAAUCAAUGAAGGUCUUCAGCAAUCCGAUUAUCCAUCUCCUUUUGUUUGUGUGGUACUCAUCCAUUUAUCAUAGGGCUGAUGGCAUGCCUAAAUUGUUGUAUAGACGUGGAGUUGAAAGUGACUUCGAUAAUUACACGAUGGAAAAUCAUGCCGUUUCUCAGUUCAUCAAGAAAUAUAUUGCUCUAUCCAGAAAAUGUGUCGAUACAGAUGCUCUAAUUGAGAACGAUUUCAAGAAGUUGUUAUUUAGGGAAAAAGUGGAGAAUGCAGAAGAAUUCACUUAUUUCAAAGGUUAUCACUUCUUGUUGAGUAGAAUUAUACUGUCCAUCAUUAGACAUCUUCAAGAAAUUAGUAAUCCUUCAGAUCCUGAUUUCAAUUUCACUAUGAAGCUUAUCUCGGAACUCUACGCUACCAUAUCAAAAAUUCAAGAAAAAGUUAAUGUACACCCAAGUAAUAAUGAUGGUCAAAGUACAUUGAUAAGGCCUGUGUCACCAAUUUCUACUUCAUCGCCUUCCUCCCUAACUAAUACCCCAAGGGAAGAUGUAAGGAGAGCAAAUAGCGUAUCUAUUGGGGUAAUACAUUCUAUGGAGGACUAUCAACUAAGAGACAGAUUUAAUAGCCAAUCAAUGGGCACAGGUGUUCAAUUACCGCCAUUGAACUUGAACCCCUCUCAAAACCAUCACAAUCAUCAUAAUCAUCAUAAUCAUCAUAAUAGGCAGCAACAGCAGCCUCAGCGCUUCGAGGAAUUUGCACCCAACAAUAAUAUCAUUAAUAAUAAAUUCUCUUUUGAUUCUGCUGUACACAAUAAUAAGAGAAAUGACCACAUUGUGCUACCCCCACCCAUGGUUCAAAAUACAUUCAUGAAUCGUGAACGUGAGCGGUUCACUUUGCCGCCACCAUCGGCAUUUUUCAAAAUGAAGUAA